CAGUAUCAGUAUGCUAUCAACAUGUCAAAUUUACUAAGCAAAGCCACAUGCAUCGAAAUCUUGAAAAAAAACUUAAAACACGAGUUUGUCCUAGUUGAUUUUACUUUAGAAAAUAUUAAUAGUGAUACACUGGGAUUCUUGGGAGACCAUUUACUUUUGAAGAUAUUUUACCGUAUCCAGGGUGAGACUCGCGAAGAAACGUUCUUCGUUAAAUGCCACCCUCAGGUUAACGAAAAUCAGGAGGAGUGCUUGGAUCUGGGAUUAAUCAGAAGAGAGGUAACUUUUUACAAAGAAAUAGUGUCUAAGCUUCAAUCCCUUGUACCCGUUAAAUUUUCACCAGAGUUUUACUUUGGUAAAGACGAUGAUGUGCUUGUUCUGGAAAAUUUACAUACUAAAAAUUUCCACGUCAGUGACGAGAUAUAUUUAAGUAAAGAUAAGUUAAAAUCAGUAAUAAUAAAUCAGGCAAAUAUGCAUGCGGCAAGCAUAAUUUUUGAAGAUUCCAGGUCAAUGUUGCACGAGUUUCAAGAGGACUUGACCCAAAAUAGAUUGGAUUAUGUUGAAGGACAUAUAAGGUGUGAAUGGAGAAAUAAUGGAAUAAGAUGUGUUGCAAAGCUGUGCAGUUACUUUACUGGAAGAAGUGAUAUUGAAAAAAGAGUUUUGGAAUAUUCCGCGAAUGAAAUGACAAAGUUUGAUCAUAUUUACGAGGAUGGGGUAAAUGUGUUUUGCCAUAACGAUUUGUGGGGAAACAAUUUAAUGUUUAAUGAAAAUCACCAGUGUCGCUUUGUGGAUUUUCAACUGGCCAAAUAUGGACCACCUGCAUGGGAUUUCUUGAAGGUCUUGUAUUUUAAUACUGAGUAUAACUGGUUGCAGCCACAUCUUAGUGAAUUUAUUAACCUUUACUUUGAUACUUUCGAUUUAGUGUUAACUGAAAAUAAAAUUAAAUCAUUUAGUAAAAAAGAAUUUUUAGAAACUGUAGAACUUUACAAAAAACCUGUUUUCUUAGAGGUGUGCAUUUGUUGUACCUAUAUCUUUAUGUCCAACGAGUUUAAUAAUACUUUAAGGCAGCAAAAAGAUGUCAUUCAUGAAUUCGACUUUGUAGAUAGAAGUAAAUAUAUCUUUCCAGAGAUGGAAAGGGAUGAAUUUGUUAAGGAUAGGUUUAGAAAUAUUAUUGUUCCAUUAUGUGAGAUGUUUAAUUAAUAAAAUGAAUGUAAGCCGUACAAAA
This is a messenger RNA of Anthonomus grandis grandis, 1222 nucleotides long. RefSeq lists its product as uncharacterized. The transcript has a single exon. Lineage: Eukaryota; Metazoa; Arthropoda; Insecta; Coleoptera; Curculionidae. The record is from RefSeq and is a predicted model, not a curated record. Bases 22 to 1197 code for a protein of 391 amino acids.